AAGGUGAACAGAGAAAAAGUAUGCUGAAAGGCAAAAGAUGUCGAAUGUAUUAAAAUUGUUUGUUUCAAUUGAAAAUGGAAUAGUUCGAUGAGGUCAAAGAAAAAUAGAUUGACAUCACUUGAAUAAAUAUAUCGUCGAUUUACCAUUUCACUCAUUAAAUAAAUCAAUAUAUUUUCUUUUUCACGGUGUUAAAAAAACGAGCAAUCAACGUGAAAAUAGUGAGAAAGAGAAGAAGUUGAAAAAAAAAAUGUUUGUCGAAUUGUUUGAUGGUGCUCUUUGAUUUGUUUCACAUUUGAUAUUUUCAGCAUCAAGAACUCAAGUGCGGAAAUCGAAUGUGUGUGUUUUGUGCAAUUUAUUAUUCGUUUCUUUUUUCACACAUUCAUCUCAAUUUUCGAUACACAGUGUUCAAGUGAUAAUUUGGUGCAUUGAUUAUUCUCGUCUUUGAAAGCAUAGCAAGCAUCGUAUAACAAGAAAAAAAUAACAACAAAAAAGUAGAAGUAGAGAGAGGCAAAAUAAAAAUAAAAAUAAAAAACAGCCACUGCUUGAAAUUCAUUUCAGUCUGAAAUAAUGGUAACAUUGUCGCCAUCACCUGUAUUUCCUCACCUAUAAUUCGAUACAUUUUCGGAAUGUAAAAUCUGUAAAAUUGAAACCCACGAAAAAAAAAAUCGCUUUCAACCAAAGAAUCUAGUGUAGAAUAGUUGUGUGUGGUAAUCGAAUGCUGAUGAGAGAUAAAAAGUGUUUGUAUGAAAAAGAAAGAAAGAAAGAAAAAGUAUUUAAUUAGUGUAAAGCAGUGAGAUAGAAUCAAGAGAUAAUUAUACAUUUCGACUAAUUAACGAGAAAGAAAAUUGCAAUUCAUUAAACAUGUUUACGGGAACAGUACGAAUGAAAAUAUGCGAAGCUUGUGGUUUGCGACCCACCGAUUUCCAGAGAAGACACAAUAUGACUUUUGGCAAAGCAGAAGAACAGCCAAUCGAUCCUUAUGUCUCCAUCGAUGUUGAUGAAAAUCACCUUGACCGUUCCACCACCAAAGGAAAAACAUUCGAUCCGUGCUGGAAUGAGACGUUCACCCACGAAGUAAACAACGCAAAAAAUAUCGGUUUGACGGUGUUUCAUGAUGCGGCCAUACCACCAGACGAUUUUGUUGCCAACUGUACAAUAGCAUUUGAAGAUUUAGCACACCGUGAUAAAGAACAACAGGAUUUUUGGGUUGACUUAGAACCACACGGAAAAAUCCACAUAAUAGUUGAACUCAAAUGGCACGAUCAAAGCAAUACAAAAGGUGGUGCUAUUCCAAAAACCACAGCCAUCAGCGGAGCAGAAUUCAAGGAACGUGCCGCAUUCAAUCGGCGGCGUGGUGCUAUGCGAAGACGUGUACAUCAGGUCAAUGGACACAAAUUUAUGGCAACAUUUCUGCGCCAACCAACAUUCUGUUCACACUGCAAAGAAUUUAUUUGGGGCAUCGGUAAACAAGGCUAUCAAUGUCAAGUUUGUACGUGUGUCGUGCACAAAAGAUGCCAUCGUUCGGUUGUAACAAAAUGUCCUGGCAUGCGAGAUGAGAAUUGUCAAACGAAGAAUGAGGCUCAGCGAUUCAGUGUGAAUGUGCCGCAUCGUUUUCUGCCACAUAAUUAUAAACGCUUUACAUUUUGCGAUCAUUGUGGAUCAUUGUUGUACGGUUUGUUCAAGCAAGGAUUACAAUGUGAAGUUUGUAAUUUAAAUGUGCACAAACGUUGUCAAAAAAAUGUUGCCAACAAUUGUGGCAUAAAUACCAAAGAGAUGGCCGAAAUUUUGAAUGAAAUCGGCAUAUUACCCGAUAAACAAGGCCUACCAAGAAGUUCAAAAUAUUUGAAUAAGGCUUCCAAUGAAGCUGGUGAAUCGUCGACCGCAUCCUCCGAUUUUGGUUCAUCGAGCGAAGCGGAUGAAUCAAAAGAUGGCAAAUCACCAAAUACCAGUAGUAAAAAUAAAAGUGGUAAAAAUCUGUCGAAUCUCACCGCUGCCAUUCAAAGUGAAGGUGGAAAAGUGGGCCUUAAUGACUUCAACUUUAUAAAAGUAUUAGGAAAAGGUUCAUUUGGUAAGGUAAUGUUGGCAGAAAAGAAGGGCACCGAUGAAGUCUAUGCCGUUAAAGUGCUAAAGAAAGAUGCCAUCAUUCAGGACGAUGACGUUGAUUGUACCAUGACAGAGAAACGUAUAUUAGCUUUAGCCGCAAAGCAUCCAUUUUUAACGGCACUACAUUCUUGCUUUCAAACACCCGAUCGAUUAUUUUUCGUCAUGGAAUAUGUCAAUGGUGGCGAUUUAAUGUUCCAAAUUCAACGGGCCCGAAAAUUUGAUGAAGGUCGUGCCGCAUUUUAUGCCGCCGAAGUUACACUUGCAUUACAAUUUCUGCACAGUCAUGGCGUUAUUUAUCGGGAUUUGAAACUGGAUAAUAUCCUGCUCGAUCAGGAAGGACAUUGUAAACUAGCCGAUUUUGGCAUGUGCAAGGAGGGAAUACUUAAUGGUGUUUUAACAUCCACAUUUUGCGGUACACCCGAUUAUAUUGCACCAGAGAUUUUACAAGAAUUAGAAUAUGGUCCGUCGGUUGAUUGGUGGGCACUUGGUGUGCUUAUGUACGAAAUGAUGGCUGGUCAACCGCCCUUCGAAGCCGAUAACGAAGAUGAUUUGUUCGAAUCGAUUCUUCACGAUGACGUUCUCUAUCCCGUCUGGUUGAGCCGUGAAGCUGUAUCAAUUUUGAAAGGUUUUAUGACAAAAAAUCCGGCACGUCGUUUGGGAUGCUCUAGUAAUGAGUUACAAAUAAGAGGUCAUGCAUUUUUCAAGGAUCUCGACUGGGAGGCGUUGGAACUACGUCGUGUUAAACCACCAUUCAGGCCUAGAGUGAAAAGUCCUAAGGAUGCAUUGAAUUUCGAUACGGAAUUCACGAAAGAGGAGCCAGUGUUAACGCCAGUACCAAAUGAUGUAAUACGUUGCAUUAAUCAAGAUGAAUUCGCUGGAUUUUCGUUCGUAAAUCAAAACUUUGGUCCAGAACGAAAGAUCUGUUAAUUCGUUUGAUUAAAACACAUAUUCAAACGAGAUUCAUAGAUUAAAUGUAAUAAAAAACAAGAGUAAUUUUUCCCCAUUAAUAAUUUUGUGUGACUU
Contarinia nasturtii (swede midge) is the source of this 3126-nucleotide messenger RNA. RefSeq names its product protein kinase C (gene Pkc98E). The coding region runs from base 862 to 3030 and encodes 722 amino acids. Gene Ontology annotation, biological process: protein phosphorylation. The record is from RefSeq and is a predicted model, not a curated record. Lineage: Eukaryota; Metazoa; Arthropoda; Insecta; Diptera; Cecidomyiidae. Gene Ontology annotation, molecular function: diacylglycerol-dependent serine/threonine kinase activity; ATP binding. The transcript has 11 exons.